Molecule: messenger RNA, 1881 nt
Organism: Elaeis guineensis (African oil palm)
Lineage: Eukaryota; Viridiplantae; Streptophyta; Magnoliopsida; Arecales; Arecaceae
Product: protein indeterminate-domain 16
Cellular component (GO): nucleus
Molecular function (GO): DNA-binding transcription factor activity
Source: RefSeq, a predicted model, not a curated record
CCAUCCAUGAACUCCCAAAGAAAGCAGUUGAAAAGCUGCCUUCCAUUGUGUAUGAGACAGACUCAUCUCCGCCUAAAAAUAAAGAAUAAAGCUAUCGAGCAACACAGAGCAAGAGAGAGACCUUUCCUUCCUCGCGUUCCGCUAGCUCUGUCUCCCUCCAUUUAUCCAACCCCAUCUCUUUCCUAUCUCUUUGAUCUCCUGAACCAUCCCUCUCUUCCAUACCUCUCAAACCCUUUUACUACCCAUAACCUUUAUAUCCAAUGCUAACCAUAUAAACACCAAAGCCUUCAAAAAUUUUUUGGAGCGUGGCCAAAGCUUUAGACAUCAGCCGCCACCAAAUGCUAGGCUCCACAAUGCCGGCAGCCCCAGCCCUCCCCAGCGACAAUAACAUCAUGACCUCCUCCUCCUUCCCCUGCUUGGAGAAUGGCACCAAUAGUAAGAGGAAGAGAAGGCCAGCAGGAACUCCAGACCCGGAUGCGGAGGUGGUGUCGCUGUCGCCGAGGACGUUGCUGGAGUCGGACCGCUACGUGUGCGAGAUCUGCAACCAGGGGUUCCAGAGGGACCAGAACCUACAGAUGCACCGGCGGCGGCACAAGGUGCCGUGGAAGCUGCUGAAGCGGGACGCGGCGGAGGUGCGGAAGCGGGUGUUCGUGUGCCCGGAGCCCAGCUGCCUGCACCACGACCCCUGCCACGCCCUCGGCGACCUCGUCGGCAUCAAGAAGCACUUCCGCCGCAAGCACAGCAGCCACAAGCAGUGGGUCUGCGCCCGAUGCUCCAAGGCCUACGCCGUCCAGUCCGACUACAAGGCCCACCUCAAGACCUGCGGCACCCGCGGCCACUCCUGCGACUGCGGCCGCGUCUUCUCCCGGGUGGAGAGCUUCAUAGAGCACCAAGAUGCCUGCAACGCGGGCCGAGCUCGCGCCGACUUGCACCAAACUCCGCCGCGCGCCUGCCGAUCGCGCGCUGCAUCGAGCCCAAGCCCUUCGAGCGACACCAAUUUCAGCAGCGGGGCGCCCGCAUGGCCCAGCCUGCGAACGCCGGCUUCCACCUCUGCUUUCCAACCUCCUCCACCAUCCGAUCACCGCCGCCCCCACAGCCUCGAGCUCCAAUUACUUCUCCCCGCAUCCAAUCCCCACCCGAUGACCACCACCGUCACCUCCCCGACCCUCUCCCCCGCCUCCGACGAGGCCCAUGCCACCAAGUUGCAGCUGUCGAUCGGACCAAGCGGCAGCAAACGGGCUCCGGUCAAUGGGGAACUGACAUCAGCGAUCCACGACAAGGAUCAGGAGAAGCUGAGGCGUGCAAUGACUGAGAAGGCAUUGGCUGAUGAAGGUAGGCUCCAAGCCAGGAGGCAAGUGGAGCUGGCAGAGAUGGAAUUCGCGGAUGCUAAGAGGAUUCGACAGCAGGCAAUGGCCGAGCUCGAAAAUGCUUGUGUCAUCAGGGACAACACAAUGAAACGAAUCAACUCGAUCCUUCUCCAGAUAACUUGCCAUGCUUGCAGGCAGCCGUUCCGCGCUAAUUCUGUGAUGCCUGCCGACGAGAGCUCGCUCGCUGUGGUGAGCUUUGUGUCAUCGGUUGUAACUGAGGGUGAGGGGGAUGAAAAUAGUAACCCGCGCUACCCCGUGAAGAUCUUCAAGACCUAGCUCACAAGCCUCGAUCUAGACUCCUUUUUAUCUUUUUUCUUGUUUUAUCAUACUUAGAGUGAUGUAAUUACCUCUUAUGCUGGCUAAAAUAUUGAGAAGUUGCACAUGAGAGGUGGGAGAGGGGAGGGGUGUGGAUCUAGCAACAAGCAACCUUGUGCUUGUUUGGUUGUAAUUUUUUGUUAAUUAUUUGAACCAAGGGAGGAGGUGACAAUGGUAAUGAUGAUGGGCUUGAUCUUUU